Messenger RNA from Armigeres subalbatus, 2964 nucleotides. RefSeq lists its product as uncharacterized. Lineage: Eukaryota; Metazoa; Arthropoda; Insecta; Diptera; Culicidae. The record is from RefSeq and is a predicted model, not a curated record. Gene Ontology annotation, molecular function: TFIIIC-class transcription factor complex binding. Gene Ontology annotation, cellular component: transcription factor TFIIIB complex. Gene Ontology annotation, biological process: RNA polymerase III preinitiation complex assembly.
UCAAAGAAAAUUAGUUUAUUAAAUUACAUACCUUAAUAUAUCUAGAAGCGUAUUAAAAGUGUGCAAAAUAGAAUUACGGGCUCAAUUGAUAUAGUCAAGAAAAGCUCGUUUGAUUGAAAUGUAGUUUCUUCGUUGACAUCCAGAAGUUCGGUGAUUUUCAACUUAAUCUGAGCAGUGGUGAACAAAUUUCCGUCAAGUAAAUAAACAGUACCCGGCCUAGUUUAAGAACCAGCCAACAUGUCUAUGCGAAGGCCGCGUGUAAAGGUUGCCGCGAAUCUCGCGAUUCGUCGACCUGCCAAAACUCCGACUACCACUUUCGGUGGUGAAACAAAACCAGUGAUCAAAUCGAUCCAUGAAACGCUCAGUAAUGAAAGCGAGAUCCCGGAAGAACAAUUUGCCGAAACUGGGGCAAUUAAACUUUCCUCGCCGACGGAAGUGGAGGUGAAGCGACCAGCCAGCAAGCCGGAACAGAAACCUGCUUCCAUUCCUGUUCUUAGUAUGGAGCAGUCCGCAUUUAAAUUUCCAAAACCUGUUGAUGAACCUCCAGUUGUUACAACGCCAGCUCCUACUCCACAUUCUCCCUUAGAGAUCAACACCGAAGAACCACAUUCGCCUAAAAAGCUGGAUUCAAAGUUUGCUUAUAUAAAUGCACUGAACAGCCCGCGGAAGAGAAUUAGAACAGAAUCCAUGACUUCCAACAAGUCCUAUUCCGACGUAAGUUUGAAAUCUCGUAAAACGAUCAAGCAGGAGGAAUCACAAAAGGCGUCAGAUGCCAAAAGGGACCUCCGGAAGCGGCUGAACAACAUUCAGAAUGUCGAUAAACAAUCCUUGACCAUGUUCGAUAUGAUCUACUACAAUCCUGCCAAGAAUCCAAUGAAAACCCCCGCUCCUAAUAAGAAAGGAUCCGUGGAUAAUAGCGCUCGCACAAUUGAUAGGGAAUCGCGAAGCGUUAGCAAAUCGCGCUCUCCAACACCAGCUCCGUCGAUAAUGCCACCACCUGUGGAACCACCGAGUGCCCCGCCACCGGUUCAGCUGACGCCGCAGAUUAAAUUGGGUCCAAAUGGUGAGAUGAUUCUCGACGAAGCCACCUUGGUGGUGGAGAAUGAGCGCGAAAAGGCCAUGAGGGAUAGUCUGGCCAAGACGGAGAUUGUUUACGUGGACGAAUUCAGUGGAAAUUCCGGCUACUACAGCCGGUACAAACGGACAAGGGAUUGGCCCCCGGAGGGGACAAUUCGCUUUUAUAGAUGCUUGCACACAAUCGGGACCGACUUUUCAAUGAUGAUUCAGCUUUUUCCUAAUCGUACUCGAAGGGAUUUGAAAUUAAAGUUUAAAAAAGAAGUACGUCUCAACUUAAAGUUGAUUAACAAAGCACUACUCUUCCCAAAGGAAUUCAACAUUGAAGAGCUUAGGCAACAAUUCCAGGAAGAGGACGAAGAAAUCGAACGGCAACGUGAACAGGAACGGCAGGUCAAGGCAAAACUUGAAGAAAAGUUAAAACAACAAAAGCUGUCGAAAAAGCUUCAAAUGAAUCAAAGCAAAAAUCGAAACCCUAAAAAGAAAUUAAGCAAAUCAGCUCGGGUCUUGGUAGACAUAGAAGAGAUAGCAAAUGCCGAAGCGCUGAUGGACGAGGCUGUACCCAAACGCAAACGAAACGAUACCCGGAAAGAACAGCGUUCCGUACCAAUAACCGAACCGAAAACACGUUCGAGGAAAAGGACUUCGAAAGCACUUCCUGUAGCUGAAGAGACCGAUGAUGACGAACCAAUCGUUUGUGUCUCCGACGGUGACGAGCCGACUGGCGCAACACCACACGAUAAGGAUCAGGUAUCGCAGGUCGAUAGCGUUCCUUACAUUCCGAACGGGGAUUUCCAACAGGUCGGCACAACCGAAGACGCAGAACCACAGACAUUCACAGAAAGCUCUUCGAACGAGCCCAGUGAGUCACACCUCAACAUCGAAGCUAUGGAGAUUGACAUAGUUGAUGAGCAACCGAAGAGUCUGUACGCAAUAAAAGCCGAGCCAGCUGCUUAUCCUGUCCAAAUCUUUGAAAGCCUCAGCACCGCAAGUCUGGAUUCAUCCAGUAUCGUAACUCUUCAGGACCUGGACAAUAGCGAGACUACGGUCACUUAUCAAAGGUCGAAAACGUCCGGAAGCGACCAAGAUCUGGGUAUCGAUUCAAUCGAAUCCAAGUAUUGCGGUGGAUGUGAGAUCGUUUACCUGAAUAAUUGCACAGCCGCCGUAACAAAUCCGGUUAAGACGGAAUCAACGUACUGUGCAACGCCAUUACAUCCCGAAUCUGUGCAGUCACCUCCUCUUCAGUACGAUCUACACACGAUCCACAGUCCGGAUUUCGAUGUCAGUCGAACAACGGUGAAAUCGGAUAUUCAAGGAAGUACGACAUCGCAAGAAACAUGCUCGGACAUAAACCCAGAUCUAAACAGUCCCGUCGAGACCAAUCCGUCUUCUGAAUCAAUACAAACGAAGCCGGAAGUGGACUUGGUUGAGUCACCAAUGGAGGAUUCUAACGAUUGUCAUGAAUCGGAAUAUUCCGAAGAUCAGAUGGAGAAACCGGUCCAAUAUACAAAAUCAGAAGACCAACUUGAGCCAGAGGAGGAGCCACGCGGGCUGGGACCGCUUGAGGACAUUGACAUCAACUCACUGGUACUGGUGGAGAGUCAAGACACAAACGAACCGACCAGAACCAUCUACGAAAUCUACGUAACCAAUCCAGAGACGGGUAAGUUGAGUGAAAAGCCUUUGGAUGUACCGGACGAUGUUAUCGAAAACAUCCGGUACAUACUUGAAGGCGGUGAGGAGUGAAUCUCCAUUCGGUAAGUUCUUUUGAGUUCAUCGCAUGUUAACUCAGCCGGGGAUAGAGAAAGGGAAGAUCAAUGAUUUUCACAGUAUCUCAAAAUAAUACACGUUGCAGUACUACGUUAGAAAUAAAACUUUAUUUAUCGUCAG